Thamnophis elegans (Western terrestrial garter snake) is the source of this 1358-nucleotide messenger RNA. RefSeq names its product zinc finger CCHC-type containing 24 (gene ZCCHC24). Gene Ontology annotation, molecular function: zinc ion binding; nucleic acid binding. NCBI's taxonomy places the organism in Eukaryota, Metazoa, Chordata, Lepidosauria, Squamata, Natricidae. The record is from RefSeq and is a predicted model, not a curated record. The coding region runs from base 545 to 1270 and encodes 241 amino acids. The transcript has 4 exons.
UCCUAUUGCAGACGAGGUGGUGCUGAAGAAGUGCGGGAGCCCUUCCCUCCGCCCCGGAGAAGAAGGAGAGAGUGCGGAUAAAGCCAGAUAGCGGACCGGGCUCGGCCAGGAGAGCUGGAGGGCCGGAGAGGGGCAAGAGGAGAAGAGGAGGAGGAGGAGGAGGAGGAGGCAAAGCGCCUGCAAAGAACUCCGCUGACUGCUGCCAUUCCCGCGGCGGGAGCAGCCCGAGUCGGUGCGCAGCUAUGCCGGGGGCGAGCGGGGCGCCGCGGCUGGGGGGUCCCGCGGCGCUUUAGGCAGAGCUGCGACGGGGCCGGGCAGAGGCUCGAGGGCGCCGGGCAGCCGAGCGGCGUUUCCCCGCCUUCCUUCCCUCUUUGCCUGGAGCUGGGUCCCCGAGGGGAGGAAGAAGACGCCCCCCCGGGAGAAGAAGAGGGGGAGCCAGCCGAGCGAGACCCAGGGGCUUGAGGAGGAGGAGGAAGAAGAAGAGGAGGAAGAAGGAGAGGGGAGGGGUCCCGCCGGCCCGCGGGCCCUUCGACGCGGGGCAAGGAUGAGCCUCUUGUCAGCCAUCGAGACCACCGCCGCCUCCGUCUACCAGCCGGCCCAGCUGCUCAACUGGGUCUACCUCUCCUUGCAAGACACCCACCAGGCCAGCGCCUUCGACGCCUUUCGGCCGGAGUCUUCCUCCGCGCAGCACCCGGAGCUCAGCUACCCCGCCAAGGGCAGCGCCGAGCUGGGCACCUCCUCGCUCAACUCCAGCUACCUAAACAGCUUCCUCCAGCUGCAGAGGAACGAGGCCUUGAACAGCAGUCUGUAUAAGAGUGCCUCUCCUUACGGUUCUCUUAAUAACAUCGUGGAUGGCUUGAAUUCCCUUACGGAACAUUUCUCUGACAUUUCCCUAUCAUCAGAUGCCAGAAAGCCAAGCAAGAGACCUCCGCCAAACUAUUUGUGUCACCUUUGCUUUAACAAAGGACACUACAUCAAAGACUGCCCACAGGCUCGUCCAAAAGGAGAAGGGUUGACUCCAUACCAAGGGAAGAAACGCUGCUUUGGAGAAUACAAGUGCCCCAAAUGCAAGAGAAAAUGGAUGAGCGGGAACUCAUGGGCCAACAUGGGACAAGAAUGUAUCAAGUGCCAUAUCAAUGUUUAUCCUCACAAGCAGAGACCCUUGGAAAAACCCGAUGGACUGGACGUAUCGGAUCAAAGCAAAGAACACCCUCAGCAUCUCUGCGAGAAAUGCAAAGUCCUGGGCUACUACUGCCGCCGUGUGCAAUAAAGAAACCCACGGAGACUGGGGUCUACCACCACAGAUCCUGUGGUGGUAAGCCAAAAGGGAAAGAGGAAGAGCCGUCAUCUAAGAACCU